Zea mays is the source of this 1420-nucleotide messenger RNA. RefSeq lists its product as uncharacterized. The record is from RefSeq and is marked validated. Bases 82 to 1146 code for a protein of 354 amino acids. The transcript is spliced from 10 exons. Lineage: Eukaryota; Viridiplantae; Streptophyta; Magnoliopsida; Poales; Poaceae. Gene Ontology annotation, cellular component: membrane.
AAAACCGAAAUCCAAAUUCCAAUUCAAUCCCUCCGUCGCUCGCUCCAAUCAUCCCCACCGCUUCACCGCCCGCGCCACCCAAUGUCAGGCGACGGCGACGCGCGCGGCCUCGAGGCAGCGGCGGCCACCGCGGCAGAGGCGGCGCGGGAGCUGCGCGAGGCGGCCGCGGCCCUCGUCGCCACCCGCGCCGCUGAGGAGGACGCGCUGCGCCGCCGCGCCGUGGCGCUCGAAGCCGACGUCCGCCGCCUCCAGGCCUCGCUCCACGCCCUCGAUCCCUCCACGCUCGACAAGGUCGAGGAGGAAUUGGAGCGUGCCAGGGUGGCAAUCACGGAUAGUGAUGUGGCUUCGUUUCUUCCCAGCAAGCGGAAUGGCAAGUUUCUUAAGACAUUUCUAGGCCCUGUGAAUGUGCGGGUGGCGAGGAAGGAAGAUAAACUCAAAAUCAAGGAUGAGUACAACAAUUAUAGGGAUAGGACAGCCUAUAAGUUUCUGUUAUUUCCAUCUAUCCUCCUCCUACUGAGAUGGUGGAUAUGGGAUGGAUGCCUUCCAGCAUUGGCUGUUCAAAUUUACCAGGCUUGGUUACUAUACCUGUACACAAGCUUUGCUUUGCGUGAGAAUGUAUUAAUUGCGAAUGGAAGUGACAUUCGUCCAUGGUGGAUAUAUCAUCACUAUCUAGCAAUGCUGAUGGCUCUUAUUAGCCUUACAUGGGAGAUAAAGGGACAGCCUGAUUGUUCUAGCAAGCAGAGGGGGGUGCAACUUUUCUUGCGCUGGGCAAUCAUGCAAGGCAUUGCAAUGCAUCUACAGAAUAGAUACCAGCGGCAAAGAUUGCGUACUCGAAUAGCUCUAGGAAAGGCUAAAAGAAUGGAUGUCGUUGCUGGCGAAACAGCUGGUGUGGAGGGGCAGCUCUUGCUGCUAUAUCCUGUCCUUUUCAUAUUACAGGGUUUCGAAGCAUAUGUUGGAGUUUUGCUUCUUCAGACGGCUUUGCAUGGGCUUGCUUCCGAAUGGCAGGUCUUAGUCUGCGGGAUCUUGCUGGUGGUUAUGGCAGUCGGCAACUUUGUCCACACUAUGGAGACACUGGUACUGAAACUGAGGUUUAAAGCAAAGAUGAAGAAAGCGAAGAGCAGACAGGAUCGCCCGCAUCAAAAUUGACAGGCAUCAUCGUCCUUGGAAAACAAGGAUGCUGACACCGCCUCUUUUGUAAAUCCUUUGACCCACAUUAACAUUUUUUGCCUGCUUGUCAUUCUCUCUCUCUUUUUUUUUUGGUAAUUGGCCCUGUAACAUUGAAGUUGAUAUUCCACACAACACGGUGGAUGAAACCAUAUUUGUUCGCUCUUGGAUGAGAACUGAGUUUGGCAUGUACUAUAUAUUUUUCUGUAUGAAACCUCUGGGUUCUGAAAUAAGAUGAUGUGUAUCUGAAGCUGUG